This is a messenger RNA of Solanum tuberosum (potato), 879 nucleotides long. RefSeq lists its product as uncharacterized. Lineage: Eukaryota; Viridiplantae; Streptophyta; Magnoliopsida; Solanales; Solanaceae. The transcript has 2 exons. Bases 1 to 879 code for a protein of 292 amino acids. The record is from RefSeq and is a predicted model, not a curated record.
AUGACUGAUUUACAAGCAAUAGGUGGAGUUAAGAAACUCAACCAUCAGAAUAACAAAACAUGGAUGACAUGUAUGACUUCCUACAUGGAAGGUCAAGAUCUUUGGGAGGUCGUUAAUGGAAAUGAAGUCAAACCAGGGGAAGAAGAACCAAAUGGCACAUUGAUAAAAUGGAAGAUUAAAGCAGGAAAAACAUUAUUUGCUCUCAAGACCACCAUCGAAGAAGACGUGUUGGAACAUAUACGUGAUGCUGGAACACCAAAAGAAGCUUGGGACACACUGGUUGCACUCUUUUCAAAGAAGAAAAACACACGACUACAACUUUUUGAAAGUGAGUUAUUGUCGAUAGCUCAAAAUUAUAUGAGCAUUGCGCAAUACUUACACAAAGUGAAGUCGAUAUGUCGUGAAAUUUCAAAAUUGGAACCAACAACUCCAAUCAGGGAAACUAGGAUGAAAAGAAUAAUCAUUCAUGGUUUGAGAUCUGAGUACAGAAACUUUGUUACUGCAAUACUGGGAUGGAAAAUUCAACCAUCACUUGUUGAGUUGGAGAAUAUGUUUGUUGGCCAAGAAGCCAUGGCUAAGCAAAUGGGCGGUGUUUCACAAAAAGGUGAGGAGGAAGCACUUUAUAUCAACAAAAGCAGAGGGAACUCCAAACAGUACAAUGUAUGUGGGUCAAAAAGAAGUGAUAAUAAGGAAAAUAAUCAUCAAGGAAAGAGGAAUUAUCAUCCAGGGGGAGCUUCAAAGAACUAUUGGGGGGAAAAUAAGAGUCCAAAGGAAAAGAGUGAAAAUGAUUGGGAUGUUGAAGCAUUCUUUGUUGUAGAACAAGAUGAGUUAACUCUUACAGUAACAACCUCUAAACAAAUUGACUAUCAGAAUGACUAG